CUCACAGCUGACGGGCGGCCUCCCCUUUAAAGCAGCGCAGUGAUGAGGAGGCGCUGCUGGGCGGCGGAGGCUGAGCGCUCAUCGGCGGGGGAUCCGCUGGCUGUCAUUUCUUUCUGUCAUGUCCAGCUUCGUCUGACCAGAUGAUGAAGAAAACUGCCUCCAUAUUCAUCUGUGAUGUGAGCCGGACGCGGAGGAGGAGGAGGAGGAGGUCCUGAACGGUGCGCAUGUGGCGGAAGGUUUUUUUUUUUUUCUUCUUUUUUUUUUGGCCCAUAUGGAGCUGAAAUCUCAAAUCGCUCAAUAUCAAGGACGCGCUCUUCAUCUGUGUUUUUAAUUUAAUUCUUCCCCAUCAGCGAAUGAUUGCUGUUGAAACACUGGAUUAGGAAACCAUAUUGUUCCGAUCCAAGUGCUGUGUCAGCCUCCCAGCUGAUGGGGGGCAACAUGAAUCCUGCGCUUGGAUAAAAUUAGACGCUUUUUUUCCCCCUUUCUUUCUUUUUGGGGUUUAUUUUCGCGACGCAUGGCGCAGGUUCGCUGCGAGGAUGUGAUCGGACAGGGAUCCCUGCUUUCUCGCUCCGCUGCUGCCUCCUCACACAGUCGCUCAUGAUGCCCAGGGCUGUGCGGAGGCUGGUCCAUUUGGUGCUGUUCUGCCCUCUGUCCAAAGGUCUGCAGAGUCGCCUCCCAGCCAUCAAGGUGAAGUACCUCCUCCUGGCCUGGCUGGGCAUCCUCAUCGCCAGCUGGGUCAUCUACAUGCAGUAUGCCUCGUACUCCGAGCUCUGCCGCGGGCACGUCUGCCAUGUGGUCAUCUGCGAUCACUACAGAAGGGGCAUAAUAUCAGGCUCCUCCUGCAAGGCGCUGUGUGACCAGAGGACUCUAACCCUGCAGCGCUGCAUGUCCACCUCCUCCACACAUCAGGUGUACAGCGGACUGUGGAAGGAGAGACCGGUUGUGAUCAAGUGCACCAUCGAGGAUCCGGUGAAGAUCGACGGGGCUCCGGACUCCGUGCUGCGGCAGGAGAUGACCUUGUUCGACAAACCCACUCGUGGAACCUCUAUGGACGAAUUCAAAGAGAUGCUGCACAGUUUCCUCAAGGUGAACCUUGGCGAGCAGUCAUCUCUGAGCAGCUUGGUGGACCGCGUCAUCACCCUGGCAGAUGUCAACCAGGAUGGCAAAGUGUCUCUAGCGGAGGCCAAGUCCAUCUGGGCUCUCCUCCAGAUCAACGAGUUCCUCCUGAUGGUGGCGCUGCAGGAGAAGGAGCACACCCCCAAGCUGCUCGGCUUCUGCGGCGACUUGUACGUGACGGAGCGCGUUGGCCACAGCUCCCUCUACAGGCUGGAGGUGCCUCACUACCUGCAGGCUCUGGUCCCAGAGGCCUUGAGCUCCAGCCUGAACCACUGGCUCGCGCCGGCCUGGCCCCGCAGGGCUCGCAUCACCAUCGGCCUGCUGGAGUUUGUGGAGGAGGUCUUCCACGGGUCGUACGGGAGCUUCCUCAUAUGCGACGCCAGCCCCCGCCACGUGGGCUACAACGCCAAGUACGACUGCAAGAUGGCCAACCUGCGCAGCGUGGCGUCUGAGGCAGUUGUGCGGGGAUAUCUGAGGGGCCGGCGAUGCGAGACCAACGCAGACUGCACUUAUGGCCGGGACUGCACGGCCACCUGCGACCGACUCGUGAAGCAGUGUAACACCGAGGUCAUGCAGCCGAAUCUGGCGAAGGUGUGCGUGCUGUUGCAGGAUUACCUGCUUUUUGGAGCGCCGUCGGACCUCCGGGGGGACCUGGAGAAGCAGCUCCGCACCUGUGUGACGCUCAGCGGCCUGGCGAGCCAGAUGGAGGUGCAUCACUCUCUAGUCCUGAACAACCUGAAGACGCUGCUGUGGAAGAAAAUCUCCAACACUCAGUACUCCUGAGAGCAGAUGGAGUCGAUCCAACCUGUACCUCCACAUGACGAGUGAACUAUGAGUCAUUCCUGCUUCUGAAGCUUUGCCAAAUGUUAAAGAGGGUGGCGGUUAUAAAUGUAGUGUCACUCCACACUGACUGUGAAUAACAGCACACUGUGACACAAUGAAUAUACAAUACGAAACAGCUGACGGCGCAGAUUUAUUCAACGAGCCUCAUACGGGCCCCCAUAGUGCUUUUGUUUAUUCCCCGAUGCGUUACAUUUUGAGAAGCACACUCAUCUGUUUAGACGUUAUUCUCAGGGCAACGCCUACGACUUAACUUGUAAAACAAUCUGUGAGUAAAUAAUCUGUUUUUAAACGUAGUUUCAUAGGAUAUUCUUUUGUUUGUCGCUGGUAGAGACAGAGAGUCAAAUUGUGAAGAGGUGUGAUAGUUUUUUUUUUGUACAACUGUAAAUAUAUGUGGAGCGUCGUGUUUUGUCGCUGGGUGUAAGAGGAUCCACUCGUGAAGCGGAGGGGUCGAUACAAAUGAUGGAUGGAAUAACGCGUAUAGCACUGAAGUGUCCCUCCUGGUAUCGAUCUGAUAUUGAUGAUGUAUUGAAAUCGACCCAUGAACAUACUGGAGUUGUAAAGGACAAUCAAGACAUGAUUAAACUUGAAUUCACUUCUCGACCAUGAAUACGUUGCGUCCGAAAAUUGAUUUUCAGCAGAGUUUGAUUAAAAAUGUAUAAAUCUAAA
Molecule: messenger RNA, 2625 nt
Organism: Acanthopagrus latus (yellowfin seabream)
Lineage: Eukaryota; Metazoa; Chordata; Actinopteri; Spariformes; Sparidae
Gene: dipk1b
Product: divergent protein kinase domain 1B
Exons: 5
Coding region: 598-1899 (433 amino acids)
Molecular function (GO): calcium ion binding
Source: RefSeq, a predicted model, not a curated record